AUGCAUCGCGGGAAACACCGCCAACCUGCCGACUGGAACGACGAGAGCCAGAUAGCCGCAGCUCGAAUACGAAGCUCGUUAGGCGGGAGCGGCUGUACGAGAAACACACAUGUUUCAGCGAUUGAUGCUUCUGCAGUCUCCUUAGAAACGGUAGAAAAUCUUGUCACCCCUUUUGGGCCGACGUUGGUAGACAAGUAUUUUCGACAUCUUCACCCGACGUUCCCAAUCAUCCUCGAGGACAGUUUUCGAAGUGCAUACAGAACACGGAAGGGUAUUUCGGCUCUUCUCCUAGGGACGGUGUACCUUGUAGCCUUGAAAUGGCUAGAACCUGAAACCGGAAUACAGACGCUACGCCCGCCAGAUGCUGCUGGCCUCGAGGCUUUGGUUUCUAAGUAUCUGAACAAGUCUCUUUCUAGACCAGACUUACCCACUCUCCAGGCCGGCCUGCUUCUCUCCCAGAAAUCCUCUCUCUUCACGCCAAGGUUGAUGGCCCAGUUGGUGACAGCAGGAUUCGAUUUGGGCCUGCACCAAGACUGCUCCAAGUGGCAGAUGCAGUUCUGGGAGAAGGGAUUGAGGAAACGACUGGCGUGGGCUUUAUAUAUGCAAGAUAAAUGGUGUGCUUUGGUGCACGGUCGACCAUCACAUAUAUUCUCGUCCAACUGGACAGUAAUGGAUUUGACCAUAGAUGAUUUUGAUAAUACCACACGUUCCGCAGCCCAUGCUGCUUCUCAUGUUUCUGUUCCUUUUCCUUCCCCUACAUCACCCUCUGGCAUUGAGUUCGGUCCCAUCUUUUUCCGCCAGUUCGUUGCCCUGACCAGAAUUCUAUCCGAUAUCAUCGAAUCGUUUUAUACCCUCGAAGCCACCCGACAUUUCUCUGCUGCUGGCGAACAGCGUACCCAUCUUAUUUUAUCAAAAGCAAAGCCGCUUCAAAUCCAAUUAAAGGACUGGUUUGUCCAAUUGCCCGUCGAAUUGAAAGUAGACUCCGACUGUGUGGCGGGAUCUGGAGCAAAUGGUGGACUUCACCUGGCCUACUUCGCAACCGAAAUCACCCUUCACAGAUGCAUCAUCCGGUCUAUAGCACCAGAAACCACCGACCCUUAUCUCGCACAUAUCUGUCGGUCAGCGGCUAAGACCCGUCUUAUAUCAGCCAUGGAUUUUGUAAACCGCCUGAGGCCUGUUCACUUGCGAGCAUUCUGGCCUUCUGCUGCCAGCACCAAUUUCGCUCUCGUUGGCGCAUUUGGAGUGUUACUGCGGACGACGGCACAGACACAGGAGGAGGAAGAAUUCUACCGAGCCCGGCUACGUGAAUAUCGAUGGACAUUGAGCGUGAGCCGAAAAGAUGCAGAAUUUUUGACCUUUGCUAUAGAUAGCCUCGACGGGGUGACCAAGCUGUUGCGAAAUGAACCGCGUAAACCGGAGUUUCAAGAGUUCAUGAACAGCUCGUCUUCCUUCUCUCGCUCACCGGGUGUGGGCUUGAUGAAUCGCCAUGAUAGCAGACAUGCCCAUUUCUACGAGCAGCCAGUGGGAGCUGGCCGUAACCCGCACUCUGGUGAUAACUAUUACGGCUCUGACGAGUACGAACACCGACGGGGGUUCAAUGGACCGAAUCCUCGACCUGGUGCCUCAUCUGCGAUAUCUGGGCUGGUGUCCCCAGCUGCAUCUGCAUCAAGUGCGAGCACCAACCGCAACCAUGCCCAGUCUUGUGGUCGUCUGAAGCCUCGACCGAGCUGA
This is a messenger RNA of Arthroderma uncinatum, 1731 nucleotides long. RefSeq names its product nitrogen regulatory protein OTam. The coding region runs from base 1 to 1731 and encodes 576 amino acids. Lineage: Eukaryota; Fungi; Ascomycota; Eurotiomycetes; Onygenales; Arthrodermataceae. The transcript is spliced from 2 exons. Gene Ontology annotation, molecular function: zinc ion binding; DNA binding. Gene Ontology annotation, biological process: DNA-templated transcription. The record is from RefSeq and is a predicted model, not a curated record. Gene Ontology annotation, cellular component: nucleus.